This is a messenger RNA of Pseudomassariella vexata, 4353 nucleotides long. RefSeq lists its product as uncharacterized. The record is from RefSeq and is a predicted model, not a curated record. NCBI's taxonomy places the organism in Eukaryota, Fungi, Ascomycota, Sordariomycetes, Amphisphaeriales, Pseudomassariaceae. Gene Ontology annotation, biological process: mRNA splicing, via spliceosome. Gene Ontology annotation, cellular component: catalytic step 2 spliceosome. Bases 1 to 4353 code for a protein of 1450 amino acids. The transcript is spliced from 2 exons. Gene Ontology annotation, molecular function: helicase activity; mRNA binding.
AUGCCGACAGCCAAGCGACUCAAGAAGGGCGGAAAGGGCGGCAGCGAGUCCAAGUCGUUGAAGAAAACGGAAACCGCCCGACCCACAGCUGCUGAGAUUGAGGGGCAAAGCGAGUUCGCACAGCUUGCAAAGCAGCAUUGGCUGAAGACGACCACCAAACGGACUGCUAAAGUUAAGGUCAAGAACGAUGUUUUGAAGCGCGAGAUAUGGAACGCUUUGGAGAAGGAGGGCUUCCAAUACAAGUCGCUGUUGGUGCUUGAAGGGCUCCAGAUCUUGGAGAGCUAUCUGUGGCCUGGCUACUCAGAAGAUUCAUCCAACCUCCACGUAUUACUGGUGGCCCUCAUCACCAACAUCAAGGCCCGCGAACGCCUGGAGACAUGGUCUAUAUUUGAGGACCGCCCUGCCGACUUCUCAGCCUUGUUCCGUCGCAUACUGUCCAUGACGCUGGACCUGACUCUAUCGUUACCGAUACGCACCCAUCUCCUCUCCUUCAUGAUCUACGCCUUCCAGAGUCUGGACUGCGGAAUCGUCAGGAAAGAAUGCGCCCCGCUCGUCUCCAUUUCUAUUUGGCACAACUUAUCAACCGAGUUGAAACGCGACACCAAGCUCGAGAGCACGCCACACCUACGGAAAACAUGGAGAGCCGCGUCAAAGCGAUACGACUCGGCAGACGAAGACACUAAGGCUCGCUUACGGUUCGACAGAGCAUGGCUUUACACGCUGACGCUCGAGUUCCUUGGCAUGAUCUAUGAGCCCCAGAGGAAUUCCGAACACACCAUCUACGUCGAGCGCUUUGUCGAGUUUAUCACUGAUUUGCAGAGCCAACUACCCACGCGGCGAUAUGUCAACACAUUACUUCAAGACCUGCAUCUGGUGACGGCAAUCUCCAUGUCUCCCAUGUUUAUUGAUGAGGAUAAUGGUUUGCUAAGGAAACAGUGGAAGCUGUUAUGCCAUUAUACCUACUUCAAUAUCAACGACCAGACGGGUGCCCAGCUCAGCCGGAACGAGGCAUAUGACCACCACUGUCAAGCACUGGCAAAAUUACAGCGUGUGGCAUUGCGUCAUUUCAAAGAAAAGCUGACAGUUCUGGCCUUGUCCAACUAUGGGUCAAUCGACAAGAGAAAUGAGCUUAUGAGCCUUCUUGAACCACUGACUGAAGAUGAGCUCGUACAGUUGGCUCGCCACUUGGAGUUGCGGACUGAAUUUCCAGCGUUGUCCAAGGUAGUAUCUAUUGACCGCAACUUCUUGAUGGAGAUGCUUGUCAACACAUUUGAACGGCGACCCACCUUUCAGGAGAAUCUGCCUAGUAUUGCCCCGACAGAACUAGAAUUGUUCGACCAGGACCUAGUAAGGACAGACGGCUACGAUGGUUCUCAUCCGUUGGCCAUUCCGAAGCUCAAUCUCCAAUACCUCUCUGUAGGUGAUUUCCUUUGGAGAGCGUUGACGCUCUAUCGGUCUGAAACAUUCUACGGGAUCAGAAAAGAUAUCGAGGAUGCCGUGAAACGUUUACGCCCUGACACGAGGAAGUCUGGCGAUACUGGCUUCGCAGGAUUCUCCAGAAUGGCGUUGCCCAUUUCGAGACCUUCCAUCUUGGAGGUUGUGCCACCACUAGUUGGCGAAGACAAACCAUCGGCCGUCCGAGCUGAAAUAACACUCGAUUUUCGUCGCUUGGCAGACACCAUUCGCCGUGACUGGGACUCACUGCGACCGGACGAUGUGGUGUUUUUGGUCGCGGUCGACGCAGCUGCGCCGCCACCCCUCGCAGACGGAACAGCUCCCAUAUCCGAAGCACAGAAGUUGGGUGUUGUCUCAGUGCGGGCUGCUGAGAUUAUUCAAAUUAUGGACGAUAAGGGUCGUUCAAUCAGGGAUCCAGGAGAGUACUUGAAUGGAGGUGGUCGUUCUUCCACACGCAGAGUGCAACUGAGACUGGAUGCGGAGACCUAUAAGCGGGACACUGACCGGGUAUUAAAGGGUAGCCCAGACCCCUAUGAGCAAAUCAACUUGGUCGUUCGAAGAAGUGGCAAGGAAAACAACUUCAAGCCGGUGUUGGAGUCGAUUCGCAGCUUAACACUCUCUGAGGUGCCGCUGGCAUCAUGGCUACAUGAGGUGUUUCUAGGUUAUGGAGAUCCAGCUGGCGCUACGUAUAAGAAUCUGCCCAACAGAGCGGGCAAAGUAGACUUCAGAGACACAUUUCUGGACUGGCAACACCUGGUCGAGAGCAUGCCAGGAAAGACCAUCGAACCGGGUGAUGAUGUUUCCAGCAGCUUUGGACCGCCUUAUGUGCUUGAAUUAGGGGUCAAGGCAGCAGAAGAACCCAAGACGAAACUUUCUAAGAAAAGAAGGAGAGAUGCAGAACCUGCACUACUUGCUGAAGUAGAGACCUAUAAGGUGUCUACAUACAAACCACCAAACACUGGGCCAUAUCCUAUGGACGCGCCGAAACUGAACAUGGUACGAUUUACUCCGGCUCAGAUCGAUGCGAUCGUAUCUGGCACCCAGCCUGGGUUGACAGUUAUUGUCGGGCCUCCCGGCACUGGGAAAACUGAUGUGGCCACCCAAAUUAUCAACAACAUCUACCAUAAUUUUCCUGAGCAGCGCACACUUCUCAUUGCACACUCCAACCAGGCGUUGAAUCAGCUGUUUGCGAAGAUUGUGGCUCUGGACAUCGACGAACGCCAUCUACUUCGUCUUGGCCACGGCGAGGAAGAGCUGGAUACGGAAGGUAACUUCAGCAAACUUGGUCGGGUGGAGUCGUUCCUCAAAAACCGUGAUCGAUACCUGCAGGAGGUGAACCGUUUGGCCACAAGCGUUGGUGCCCCUGGUGCUCAUGGCAAUUCUGCUGAGACUGCGGGAUACUUCAACUCAGUCUACAUUCAACCCGCAUGGGCUAAGUUCAAGGAGAUAUCUCAGUCAGAAGAUGUUUCCACGACAGAUAUUGUCCAAGCGUUCCCCUUUCACUAUUACUUCUCUGAUGCACCUCAGCCACUUUUCCCAGUUGAGGCAGACCGCGCUGCUGUUUUGGACAUCGCCAAUGGUUGCUAUUUCCACAUUUCCAAGAUUUUUUCCGAACUCGACGAUGUCCUGCCGUUCGAGAUUCUGCGGCGGGAUCGAGACAAGGCCAAUUAUCUGCUGACCAACGAGGCUCGGAUUAUUGCCAUGACAUCCACCCAUGCCGCCAUGCGCCGAAGCGAGAUCGCAAAACUUGGUUUCCACUACGACAAUGUAAUAAUGGAGGAAGCUGCGCAGAUUACCGAAGUCGAAAACUUCAUACCGCUAGCCAUGCAGAAGCCCAAAGGCGGGCAGAUGGCAUUGCAGAGAGUGGUCCUGGUCGGUGAUCAUUACCAGAAUUCCCCAGUCAUCCAGAACCUCGCUUUCAGGCACUACGCGAACCUAGAGCAAUCCCUCUUCUCCCGCCUAGUCCGCCUGGGGAGCCCAGUGAUCCACCUCGAUCAGCAAGGUCGUGCCCGUCCCUCCAUCGCUACGCUCUACCAAUGGCGGUAUCCGAAUUUGGGUAACUUGCCACACGUAGAGGCACUUAAGGAGUUCCAAACGGCCAACGCCGGCUUCAAAUACGAUUACCAGUUCAUUGAUGUGCCUGAUUACAAGGGCCACGGUGAGGUGGAGCCAACUCCCCAUUUUAUCCAGAACCUAGGUGAAGCCGAGUACGCGGUAGCCAUCUACCAGUACAUGCGUUUACUGGGCUACCCAGCAGCCAAGAUCAGCAUACUCGCUAUGUAUGCAGGUCAACGCGCGCUCAUCAGGGACGUCCUCAACCACCGAUGCGCCAAGAACCCCAUCUUCGGUUUGCCUAAGAUUGUCACAACAGUCGACAAAUACCAAGGCGAACAGAACGACUACAUCAUCCUCUCUCUAACGCGUACAUCGCGGGUUGGCUACCUCCGGGACAUCCGCCGGUUGACCGUGGCGUUGUCCCGCGCUCGCCUUGGCCUGUAUAUUCUUGGACGCCGCUCCGUGUUUGAGGCGUGCUACGAACUCAAGCCGGCAUUCGAACUACUGCUUCAGCGGCCGGACAAGUUGGCUCUAGCUACUGGUGAGCUGUGGCCUUCGGAGCGACUGCAGACAGAGGAGCAAGGCAGCACCGUGGCCGGCGAGGCCGUCAUGGAAGGUGUAGAGCACUUGGGACAGUAUGUCUUUGAGAUGACGAAUGCCAAGGUCAAGCAAUUGAGAGCUGAGCGGGGUCUGCCUGAGACAGAAGUGGUAGAAGUGCUCGAACCCGUCAAUGAGGACGAUGCAGAUGUUUACGAGGAGAAUGGCGAGGAAGAGGAUGGCGAGGCGGAUGCGGAGGUACCCGAGGACACAAAAGUCGAGAGCUUAGAGGCUGGAGAUGCAUAA